Messenger RNA from Fraxinus pennsylvanica, 1167 nucleotides. Lineage: Eukaryota; Viridiplantae; Streptophyta; Magnoliopsida; Lamiales; Oleaceae. The record is from the annotation of a GenBank genome assembly.
AUGCUAACCAUACUCGUGUUUUCAGGAGAAGCGCAAAGAGAAAACACAAAAAGGAAAAGGAGGACAGAGAAAAAGGAGAAAGACAGAAGUGAUGAUAAACAGAGUAAAGAAAGAUCGAAAAGAAAAACACAAGGACAAGAAGGACAGGGACAAAGAGAAAGAGAAAAGCAGCAUAUUAGAGGAGGCAACAGUUGCUGGGAACUUGAGGCUGCGGGAAGCCAGUUGCUUGAUAGAUUUUCUGGUGCUGACGAAAGGGAUCAAGAUACAGGUGUCACUGUUGCUUUCAGAGAUUUUUCAGGUAUAUUGGCAGAAGACAAUGGAAAGUUCGAAGAUAAGAGAGUUGAUAAUAGACAAAUGGGUGUACAAGGAUUUAGCAAUGAGUUUAGUGGAAAUGCAGUGGCCCAGAACCUUGCUGGAAUUGCCAAGAGAAAAGUUGAAAGGAUGCCCAGACUGGCUGAGGAACAAAAUAAUAAGAUAUUGCCGAGUAAAGAGAAAUCUAAGGAAAAGGGUGACAAUAAUGGGGAUGCCAAACAGAAGGAUAGAGGUAGAGAUAAUAAAAAAGCCAUAAAAUUGACAAAGAAAAGGAAAGGGAGAAGAAACGGGAGAAAAGUCGGUGCAAAAGUGAAACUGAGGAAAGCAUGCAGAUCAGAUCCAAGGAUAUUGGCAGGAAUGAGGCUGAUAAUAGUUGCUUGUUUCACAGAUAGUGAAGUCAGGCAUAAUAAAUUGCAGAGGCUCACUUUUCAUCAAUUGACAGAGAAUGGAACGAAACUCGAAUCAGCCCGAGUUCACUAUUUAUCUGCCUUGGAUAAGCAGGGGGUUCCAAACAAUUUUCCAUUGGAUAACAAGGACUCAAAGGUGAAUGGUAUAAUUGAAGCCCAUAAACUGUCAACUAAACCUAAGCCUUCUGCUGUAAGUAUGUUUGGUGAUCAAAUUGUCGUAGCAUCAAAGAAAUCUCCCCUUCCUGAUUCCAAGCAUGUUAAUGGAAUACCUAAUGAAUCCAUGAUGGAGGAUCAAAUUGAUGAAGCAUCAAAUAGACCUCCUCAUCCAGAUACCAAGUAUCUGAGUGAGAUACUCUCGGUGCCCAAGAUGGAGACAUGGAGUGGCCCAAUGUUGAGGACUAGGAAUGGUUGUUUACCGAGAAAGAGCCUUCAUCAAAUAGCAAGGUGA